This is a messenger RNA of Anneissia japonica, 2898 nucleotides long. Its product is annotated as forkhead box protein B1-like. The transcript has a single exon. The record is from RefSeq and is a predicted model, not a curated record. Bases 468 to 1445 code for a protein of 325 amino acids. Gene Ontology annotation, molecular function: DNA-binding transcription factor activity, RNA polymerase II-specific; RNA polymerase II cis-regulatory region sequence-specific DNA binding. Gene Ontology annotation, biological process: regulation of transcription by RNA polymerase II; anatomical structure morphogenesis; cell differentiation. Lineage: Eukaryota; Metazoa; Echinodermata; Crinoidea; Comatulida; Comatulidae.
AAGGUAACCACAAUGCACUUCAAAGGCAGAUAUAGUUAGUGAUUCUGUUAAGCGAACAUUGUUCAGACGGGAACUCCCAAACAGAAUACUUCACUUUAUUUCAGCAAGAAAGUUGAAAACUGUUGUAUUGUUUUUGACUUUGAAAUUGAAUUGCGAAAGAAAUUCACUUAUCAAACUGGACCACCAACGGGCCUAGAAGAGUUUUGAGGCAACACCUGGUCGGCCCUAACACUUUGAAGUCGUCAACCACAGAAAGGUGACUGGUGUUUAGAUUGAUGGGAGACGUGUCAGCUUGUGUCAACAUUUUGCCUAACCAAGCCAAUAUAUAUUCCUGAGAAGUGGACGCAGUUGAGUGGACGUUUGUGCAGACCUUUUGGCCUCUCUGUUUUCUCGGCAAAUUUAAGAGACCGUCUAGGUCAAACUACUCAUUGCGUUAGUAACGAACUCUAGCAGUGACCAGAACAGCUAUGCCACGACCCGGCAGAAACACUUACAGCGAUGCCAAACCACCGUAUUCCUACAUCUCGUUGACGGCAAUGGCGAUUCAGGCAUCUGGGGAGAAAAUGUUGCCCCUCAGCGAAAUCUACAAAUUUAUUAUGGACCGUUUUCCCUUCUAUCGAAAAAAUACCCAACGCUGGCAAAAUUCGCUUCGCCACAACCUCUCGUUUAAUGAUUGCUUCAUCAAAAUUCCCAGGCGACCUGACAGGCCCGGCAAGGGCAGCUACUGGGCAUUGCAUCCAAUGUGUGGGGAAAUGUUUGAAAAUGGCAGUUUUCUUCGACGGAGAAAACGUUUCAAAUCGCCGAAUAUUCCAACGAUUGAUGAAAAUAUGCAAAUAAAGCACAUCGAUUCCGCCAAGUUUUUCCAGGACCAGGCAAAACUUGUUACAACUUUUACGCCGAGUAGGAGUACAGUUGCUCAUUAUCUUCCGGCUCAACAGCGACAAUUAUCAGUAUCACACAACACACACCCAACGUCGCCAACAUCACCUACUCCAACGCAGCAAAAGAAAUCAUUUUCUAUAGAAAAUAUAAUUUCAACUGAAAGCAAACCUCCGCCGAUUCUUGCCCCUCAAAUCAUUGUACACAGGCCCCCGUUUGAUAUAGGACCUCUAGGAUCCGACGCUAUGCACGCGCCCUGGACACCUUCGUUGUGCGCGACCAGUCGGUGUAGCUUACCGGGCCAAAUGUGUACAGAUUGUUCAGGACAUUGCGGGAUGUUUCAUGCGGGGUAUAUGCCACAUCCACCGUCGUUGCCACUGUCAUUUAAACCUCCAAUGCAUGGCCUAGCUUUUCCGAUGCAAAUUCCAAGAACUUUACUACAUCAUGCAGCACACCUCAACCACCAGUCCCCACCAAAACUCAUCGAGGGAUUUCUACAUGCGGAAAAAAGGCGCAGUCCUAAAAUAUCGGAAAUAGACUCACCGAACACUGUAAUCAAAGCUUGAAACUUUUUUUGAAAUUAAAGACAAUAUCCAAAACAGAGACCACUCUAUACCAACAUAAAAGAAUAAUUUUUGACUGUUCAUAUGUGUUGCUAAGAAAUGCAAUUAUUUUGUGUAGUAGCUCAGUUGCAAAUAUGUUUUUUUUUGUGGAUCGUAUUCACGGUGGCUGGAAUUGUGUCCGUGUUGUAGGUACGUAGGCCCCAUUAUUAUAUUUUAGAAAUCAAACUUUGAUUGAACACACAGGAUACAACUAGGGCUAGGCCCUAUAUGAAUUUACGUGAAAUCAUUACAGUAUUUCAAUUAUCGGGCUAACUAGUACCGGUAUGUUGAUAAUACAGUAACCCCGGCUUGCAUUUAUUUAUAAUCUUGUCUUUCUACCCGCAAGAUUUUGCAUAGGUGUUAGAUCUAAAUAUUUAAUUGUUUGCAAAGAACACCAAAGUAAGUUAUCUUACCUACAUCUUUUUUUUCUUCAAAAUAAUGUGCGUUUUCUUAGCUGUCUAUUGCAACGAAUAUUAAUGUUUAAUGAAGUGAAUCGUAAACACUUUUAUAAGAGAUAAUAUGUUAAUGUUGAAUUUGUCUUUAAUACUACGUCAAACUAUAUUUAAUUAGGUCUAUAGUUAUUAUUCAUAUGUAUAGAUGAUGAAUGAAAUAGGUAAAGCUAAGCUUACUCUCAGUGAACAACUGCCUCAAGGCUGGUGCAUGCUUGUUUACUAUUUGGGAAAUGCCUUUGAAACUAUCAAACAAAAGCGUAGUAAUGCUUAGUGUAACGGAAACGUCAUUCUAUUAUUUUUGAACUGCAAGUUGGUAUGAUUUAUUCUGAAAUCUUCGUCUAUAUUUGCGACUAUAUCGACUCUCUACUGAAAUCAACCGUUGGCUUUAUUUCUCCAAUUUAAAAAUAAAAAAAUAUUUGUAAUUUAUAAAAAGAAAUUGUUAAACAUUUCAAUAGGUGUAUUAUUAAUCAACCGUGUAUUACUUAUGUGCAAUGCAAACUAUGUCGAUGUUGUUUGGUAGAACCCUCCGCUCCUACUUUGUCUUUUAGUAAAAUUUAUAUCACAUUCAUGAGAUUGAUAUUAAAAUAUGCAAAUAAAUCUACAGCAUAUAGUUGGUAUAAAUUACCAAAGUGUGCCGGUACUAUUGUUACUAAAGUGUACGUCAACCACCGAAAGUCGGAGUAAUUUUGCGACUUUAAACAGCUCAUUUAAAUAAUUCUUUACUAGUUAUAGGCUAUCGUUUAUCAAAAGAUGAAAAGUUAGAGUUACGUGUUGUAUAGACUUUUAAUUCUUUUUUAAACCUUAUUAAACCUUAAUAUCAAUGAAAGAAAACACAGUUGAAAAAUAUUUCUUUUAUUGCCAACCUAAAGUUGUUGAUAUUUAAAUAGUGUAAAGAUAAUUGGUCUAUAGAGUAAGAAAAUUGAUGUUGUUGUUGAAUGUAUGAACAAUAAAUGUUAUUAAAUUGA